UUAUUCUUAAUAAUUUACAGAAAUUCCCUGUAAACAAACUAUUUCCAACUCAUAAUCCAAAUAUAUGGACGUAGGUAUAUGAUAUGUACACAUAUUUCCAUAAAUCCAUAAAUUGUAAUUUACAUAAAAUAUGCCGUUAGACAAUUAUGUCACCAUUAAUUGGUCACUACUUCUAACGGAUAAAGUUAGUCGGAUAUAGGAAAGAUCUGUCUCCGGACACGUACUCUAAAAUCGAAUAUUUUCCCCUUCUGUAUUAUCUACUAUCAAUAAAAUACAUUUAAAAUGUCCUAAAAAAUUACUCCUGUUCACAAAUCUACAAAUAACUCGUUACGCUGACAUAUUUUCAUUGAAUUUUUGUUUCAAUAUCACAACAAGCGCAAAGUCCACUAGGUCACCGCGUACCGUUUCAAAGAUUUGCUCUUUUACCUCCACACACCGUUCUUGAUAAAAAUGUAUUUCCGCGAUGUUUCGUGGCCGCAAAACACGUCACGACGAGAACGGUGAUAACAACGACGUUUUAUUCUAUUUUAUAUUCUUAAUAACUGCUCUCCCAACACAAGCUUUGCUUACCGGGGUGCUUCAAAAAUUGUAUUUUAAUUUAUAUAUUUUGAUGUGAAAUCUGUGGUGUUCCAAAAUAAUAAUAAUAAUAAUAAUAAUGAUGAUUUCCAAGGGUUUAGCCCGUGGCGGCCGGUACUGGUGCAAUUACCGCGGCGGUAGCCAAACGAAUAUCAUGCGCGUAUUUUACGAAACCAGGUUACACCACGCGGGCACAGUGCAUUCUAACCGUACUUUUCAAAAUAUGAUACCAGUGCAAGUACCACGAAUCAAAACUCGGUUACACGUUGUACGAUUUUACCGUAGAACGAAAUCCUAGGUAUACGCGCGACGCGCACGUACUCCGUGAAAUGUUAGUAGGCGCUAUAACAUACGAAAGCGCGUAAAGUCGUGUUUGAUCGAGUAACAGAUACGGUACGUAGAUAAAACAUGAUAAUCAGUGCAAUCGGUUUGCGCCAAUAAUCGAAACGUUUGUAUGAUAACUGUUAUGAACGCCCGGAGCACGGCACGCGUUGCGCAGACUUUCGUUUCGAAAUGCAGUGCGGAUAAUGGAAAGCGUCGGAAAUAAAUCGAUAAAAUCAUUAGCCGCACGUUCGGAAUUUUGGACGGGUCGCGAAGACGGACGUGUGCGCGAUUACCGCGUGUCAGCCGGUGUGACGGAUUCGGCGAGCACUCCGUUGUAUCGCGUGCUGCGCAAACGAACGCGUCACCUCAUAUGGUGUUAUUAUUGUAUUUAUUUGUGUAUACAUUUUACAAAAAUAAAGGCGUUGGCAUCGUGCGUGUCGAUCGUAUGUCGGUCGACGGCGGAAAGGGAAUUGCGAUGGGAACUGGUGUUUGACCCUACGCCGGACGAGCUGUACGAACGGUUCGAAUGGUUCGACGACCAACGGCGGCAGCAGCGGCGACAGCGGACUGCGGGCAGGUGGCUGCAGCGACGCAGCAACGGCAACGGCGCGAACCCGCAAGAACUGCAGAUGGCCGCGGCCGCGGCCACGGUGCAGCAGUCGAACGUCGCCAUAGCGGCCGCGGCCUCGGCGGCCGACGACGUGUGCGACUGCACGCUGAUGACCGACGUGGUCGAGCUGAGGGAGCACCACUAUCCGAACCAGUUGCCGACGAUGAGGUGCAGAGACGGACCGUGGUGCAAGAAGAUCGAGUACCCCGUGCAGGUGCUGACGAACCUGACGAACGUGUACGAUAGCCCGUACAGCCAGGAGAACUUGCCCAAAGAGCUGUCCGACAUGGACUGGUGGUUCGUCCAGAUCAACAUCACCGUGGCCUGCUCUUGUCCCAAAUAAACCACGCGUUUUCAACCUUCUCGUCCUCGUCAUCUUCCUCGACAUCCGAUCACCACCACGCUCUCGCCAUCACCACCGUCGACGUAUUGUAGCACUGCAAGACACCGUUUUCACCGUUCUCGUAUUUUCAUACUCCCAUACACUCGCGCUGUUACGAUUAUGAUAUUCCGAUUUUUAAAACUAUAAAUAUUAUUUUAUUUAUUUUAUAUCGUUAUGUUCUUCUUGUUAUUAUUAUUACUGUACGGUUUGUCGACGGCAUUCGGUAUGUACACAUAUAGUAAUACAUGCGACAAUUUUCAAACGCAAAACAAUAUUGACUGUAACGAUAAGUUUAAAAUACAAUUUUACGAACGAUACUACCCGUAAUUAUUAUUGCGUUGUUGCGUAUUGUAGAAUUCUGUUUAAUUAUAUUGAUAUCAAUCGUGUUCAGUGUAUGCGUGUGCCGAACAGGAUAAAAUGCAUG
Sipha flava (yellow sugarcane aphid) is the source of this 2316-nucleotide messenger RNA. RefSeq lists its product as uncharacterized. The record is from RefSeq and is a predicted model, not a curated record. NCBI's taxonomy places the organism in Eukaryota, Metazoa, Arthropoda, Insecta, Hemiptera, Aphididae. The coding region runs from base 1104 to 1853 and encodes 249 amino acids. The transcript is spliced from 2 exons.